CUCUUAUUAAACAGCUGUUUAACGUCAGUCAUUAUAAUCUGUUAAUGUCAUUAUUGUUCUUAUAUUAGUUUAUUGGCUGCAGCCACUUAGCCAAUUUAUGUUAGAUAAAGGUAUAAGUUAAGUUUGUUUCGAAAUUGAAAAAAUUGUGAAAGGCAUAUUAUGAAAUUUACAACUUAUGGUAACGUUUUCCGAUAAAAUUCGUCUCAAUGUAAAUGUGAUACAUAUGUUUAAAGUGUGAAUCCCCUAAAAUGUCUUAUUUAAGAGGAUCAGCAAAUUAUGUUUGGUCUACCACAAGCAUUCUUGGAAAGGGGGCAACUGCCACAGUUCAUCAGGGUGUAAAUAAAGUUAACGGUGAACCAGUAGCUGUUAAAACAUUUAAUCACAUCAGUACUCUUCGACCACAGGAAAUACAACUUAGAGAAUUUGAAGUUUUACAAAAAGUGAAUCAUGAAAAUAUAGUGAAACUUCUUGCGAUAGAAGAAGAACAAGAAAAUAGGGGUAAAGUUAUAGUCAUGGAAUUGUGUACAGGUGGAAGCCUUUUCAACAUCUUAGACGAUCCUGAAAAUACAUAUGGACUAGAAGAGUCGGAAUUCUUAUUGGUUCUGGAACAUCUUUACAAAGGAAUGAAACAUUUGAGGGAUAAUAGUUUGAUUCAUAGAGAUUUAAAACCAGGAAAUAUAAUGAAGUUCAUCCGCGACGACGGAACCACAGUCUACAAAUUAACGGAUUUCGGAGCUGCCAGAGAGCUUCAAGAAGGCCAGCAUUUUCAGUCCCUAUACGGUACAGAAGAAUACUUACAUCCAGAUAUGUACGAAAGAGCUGUACUAAGAAAACCUGCCAAUAAAACUUUCGGUGCUACAAUAGACCUAUGGUCGAUAGGAGUAACUUUAUAUCACGUCGCUACUGGAAAUCUACCCUUUAGACCGUAUGGUGGGCGCAGAAAUAAGGAAACCAUGCAUCAAAUAACCACGAAAAAAGAAAGCGGAGUCAUAUCGGGAAUACAACACAGAGAAAAUGGACCGAUAGAUUGGAAAAGGGAAUUACCAGCUAAUUGUCAGUUAAGUUACGGACUUAAAAAAAUAAUAACUCCUCUAUUAGCCGGUUUAUUGGAAGCAGAUCCGAGAAAAAUUUGGUCUUUCGAUCAAUUUUUCAAUGAAGUGGAUGUCGUUUUGUCACGGAAAGUUUUCAAUAUAUUCCACAUUAACAAAGCUCAAUUAAUUAAAAUCUAUAUAUUGCCGAACGAAACUUACGAACAAGUACAAAAUUACAUAACAGAACAAACGAACAUUAAAGAUACGAGUCAAAUUUUAAUCUAUCAAAAUAAUUUGUUGAGAAAUCUCGUCGACGACGACACGAUGGCGACGGGUUAUCCAGUAACAACAAAAGAAGAUCCUUUCUUUCUAUUCAACACCGAAAAUAAUAACGUCACGGUCGUUCCUGAUGUUGAAUUGUUACAUUUUAAUGACUUUUCCAGUGUUAUGUCCGUGGAAAACGACGCCGCUCAAGCAAAGUUCGCUUGUAGCAUAGGACAUCAAUGUAAAAGAUACGUCGAGAAGUAUUCCUUAUACAGUAAACUCAUACGCGAUACCGUAGAGCAUUUUACAAAAUACAUAUUAUUAGAAUUGAAAGAAUUGAAUCAAAACGCUCAACAUUUAUUGGAUAAAACGUUCACGUUGAAAAAAACAUCGGAAAUUUUGCAAUUAUCACAACAAUUAAGCGGUUAUAAUAAGAGUAAUAAUAAUUUUUCCGAAAAAUUGGAUAACGUUAGUAGAGAUUUCAUUUCUUCCACAGCUGGCGGUGUUACGAAUUUACACAAAACACACUGUAUAGACAAUACUUUGAAGUUGCAAUGGGAUAGUAUGAGCAGAAGUUUGAAUUGUCCUUAUAAGACUUUAGCGCCGGCUCGAGCUAAGACGCAAGUUGAACACUUGAGGGAUUCCUGGCAACAUUUAGUAAGAGAUCGUGCUACGCGUACUCUAAGUUACAACGACGAACAAUUCCAUAUUUUAGAACGUAUAAAAAUCACUCAGACGCUCGGUAGAUUAAAAAGCCUCUACGAAAAAGAAGUUUUUCCGCAAUAUGAAAUACUGGCCGAAAAUUUCGGAGACUGGUAUAAAAUAGCGCAGAAUAUUCUAUUGAAAGCAGAAAUUUUUAUCUCGGAUACUAAAAAAUACGAAAGAAAAUUAAGAUCUUUCGAAGAAAAUAUCGCUAUAGAAAUAUCAGAGUAUAAUGAUUACGUUAAGAAUAAUAAUAAGAACAAUGUCGUUCCUAAAAAAACUAGUAAUUUGCAAAGUCAACAAAUUAAAAAGCAUUUCGCCAAAUACCAUAUUGAAAGUGAAAGUUUAAAAGAUAUUUUAAAGGAAAAUACUAAACUUUUGAAUAAAUUGAGCGAAUCUACAUUGGACUUAGGAAACAAGCUUAAUAUUAACGAAACAUCAAAUGAUGACUGAAUUUAUUUUAUAUUUUAAAUCAUUAUUUGUUUUUCUUUUUUAUUUAAACAUACAUAAUCCGGCAUCAACUCCUAAGAGUUAUUAGCAGGGGAGACAUUUACAACAUAGUAGUAUAAUUUAUAAUAAUUUUAUUUAAUUUCGUAUUUCUUAGAACUUUUGAUAUGUUUAUGUUUUUAAAUGCUCUUGAUUUUAGGUCUCUUCUGUUUUAAAAUUAAUUUUUUUAAUAAUUUUUGAAAUAUUGAUAAAAUUUGACGUUUCGACUUUUCCUUUAAGCCUUUAUCAAAAUAUGAUAUUGACACUGACAAUUUGCUUAUUUAUAAUGAUUUCUAGAUCACCUUCAUCAUGAAUAUCAAAAUAAGGAUGAAAUUAACCUAAAACUUUGUUCUAAUAAGAAAAAUUAAUUUUUCUCCAACCAUAAAAAAAUGUUGACAUUUUUGUACUAUUUUCAGGUGCAAAAGCCAUCAAUUCCCUUACCGUACAAAAAUUUGCUCAUUGCUUAGCAACACUUUUAAUCCUAGGAUUAAAAGUAAUUGCAUUUGGGCUCUCUAAUUGAAAUUUGAAGAAAAAAACAUUGUCUCUUACAAACUUAGUAAAACAAACUAAUUGGGCAACUAUAUGUAUAGGUACAAUUGGAACAAUUAUUGCCAAAAUUCAAAGCACCACUGAAAUUAUCACUAACAAUUUUCGAACAAUUCAAAAGAUUUUCAUUAAUAUUGGAACAACUCAAAAUAUUCUCCGAAACUGUUGAUGAAACAUUCGAGGCAAUAUCUGAACAGGUACUUGUACCUUCUUUGUCAGGUUGCAAUAUUUUUCUGGCAGUAUUCCCUUUGUUGAUACGUGAUUCUUCAAUAUAUCCUUCUGCUACCGUAUUCGAUUUCCAACCUCCAUGUGUUUUAAGACAAGCGAGGUCACCACCACCAUCAAUAAGAAGUGUAGCAGAUGUUCUUCUUAGCGAAUAUCCAGUAUACUCCUUCCAAUUUUCUAACUUCAAAAAUUUUGCAAUUUCUUGGGGCACGGCACUAAUUUUGUGAAUACCAACAACUAUUCUUUGACACUUCGCAUUAACAUACUUCAAAAAUAAACGACGUUCCUGUAUAUUUGAUGGCCGAGAGGCAACAUAUUUUCGAAAUAAACGCAAAUAAUUAUCGCCUAUAAUGGUAAACAAACGAGGUUUCUUGUUUUUUGUCUGCAAAAUUUUUACGACCAUGACCGAGUCCAUAUCCUCAAUGUCAUCAAUUUUCAAAUGAACUAGUUCGUCACAACGCAUAUCUCCUCCAAUUCCUAAUACUAGAACAACCUUUAUCAUCAAAUAUAAAUUAUCAGGUGCCAUAUCCAGGAACCGAUCCACUUCCUCCUUUGUAAAAAUCCUAGACUUUUUAGGUAGAGGAAAGUCACCAAAUAUGGAAUACCAUUUUUUUGGGAUAUAAAAAAAACUUCAUAUUAAUUAAAUCAGUUUAAUGUUUUUACUAAUCAGUCAUACAUUUAUAUGUAGUAAUUAACAGCCUUUAAUCAAAUAUAUUAGUUAUCAAAUUAAAAUCUAACACAAUAAAUGAAAUUACAAAUGAGUAACCAAAUAUGAAAUAGGAAUGGAAUGGAAUAUAAGCAUAAAUCAACAAAACAAUAAAAAAAAUGGACAUUAAUAUCUUUGAGAUCAAUUAAAUGAAUAUAACAUAUUCUGAUAAAUAAAAGAAGUUACAUAAUUACUUGUAAAAGUCACAGAUCCAAGUAUCAAACUCUGGACCAGCACAAUCAUAAUGUGACCAGAGCCCACACAUCAAGCAUUUAAUCCAGCUUUCUCCACUUUUAUCCAUGGAAAAAAGUCUUGAACAGAACAUACAUUCUGCAUCAGCAGAGUCAGGAGGUACUUAGUCCAUCAACUCAUCAUGUCCACUACCUUCAUCAAACUGGAUAACGUCUAGUUCCUCGAGAGUUUUAUUCUUCACUACCAUCCUUAUUUUUCUUCGUUUGUUUGUUUCUCUUCGCAGUUUUCUUCUUAUUCUUUGUCUUGACUAAUUUACUUUCUUUUUCUUGUCUCUUCAUAUUUUUAUUUUUGUAAGGAGAUGUUAUGACUGCUGCUACAGCAGCUUUUCUUCCUCUGCUAGAUACUUUUCUUCGUUUCUCUGGUAUUGGACUUAUGGCAUACGGAGACACCAGAUCCAAACUGCUGCGAUUAAGCCCAGAAGUCGAAGGUGCAGGUUCAGGUUGUAAAUUAGCAGUUCUUUGUGGUGCAGGUAUUUCUACCAGAACUUGACCGGUUUCAGAUCUUGAUUACAGCGGAGGGAUAUUGGUUGUACAACCGUCUAUUACAGCAUUUCGUUGCGCAGCAAUAAGGUCCACAUCACUGAAGACAUUUUUAUUAAAAAAAAAAAAAUUUUGCCUGUUUGUACUUUCAAAUAGGGUUUGUGUGAUGAUUUGUGGUAUCUUACUUUGUACUAUUGUGAGGCCUGAUUCAUCCACGUUGUAAAUACGAUUUGGUGGACAGUUAUUUUCUGUGUAAAGCUCUUCAAGAGGUUGAAAAAGGCUUCCACUUUUUCUUUAUCAAAUCCAAAUGCUCUGGCAAAUGAUGUACCAGUUGGUCUUCUUAUCGAAAGUUUAUCUUUAUGACGAUUUAAAAAUAACUUUAACCACUUUUUCCAGCCACUCCUGAUUCACCGAAGGGAUUCUGCAAAUUGUUUCGCUUUGCUAGCAUGAACGCCAUACGGCGAAGAUCAGUUCUUGUUCAACCGUGAAACUUGCUCUCCAUUAUUAGUAUGUAUUCUACUAGCUGACGUUCAAGUUUGGAACCCAAGACAGUUUUUCGUCCUAAUGUAAUAGCUGCUGCCACUUCUGGAGACUGUUCAUUUUUUUGGCAGAGACGAAAUAAAGUUGUCCUAAGCACUUGAAAAUGCCGUGCUGCUUUUAAAUGUGUGAGUGCGAUAGUUAGUAGACCGAAUGAAACAAAAGAUGUCUUAGAGUCUUAGAGAAAUGAAGGUAUUCCAUAUUAGGAUACUAUUUCAUAUUUGGUGACUUUCCUCUAUAUAUCUAUCACUUUGCCUUUUUAACAAUGCUCGUAAUUUUGAAUAUUAAUAUUAAUUGAAUUGAAUAUUUAUACUCUUCGCAUAGUUUUGCACAUUUUUUUCUUUACACCAAUCCAUGAAUCGCUAAUAUGCAAGUUCAUAAACUUGGCGAGAUUUGGGUGGCAAAAGAUUUAUAUAUAUAUACUGCUUCGGCACUUCCCAAUAUAUCCGUAGGUAUAUUUUCAUCGUGUUCGGGAUUCAUUUUGAAAGCAGCGUAAAAACUACCUCAAAAAUUAUAUGAUUAGUACGUCUACUGACAAAUAUUGCUACUCCGCCGCCAGAAAAAGCUGUGUCCGGUUUUUUCUUUGAUAAGUCGUAUAACACACACACACACACUUGCGCGUGAGAAAAACCCGUCCCUCUAAACAUCCACCCCCUGAUAAAUCCACAAGUGGGCGCGAAGGGCAUUCCACCAACCCCUGUCAUUUCGACAGGUCCUCAUCCUCUUUCGCGUCGCAAUUUCGCGCGUAGACUCCUUCCUCUCCCCUGAGUUCUAUGGGAGAUUCUGGGAUGUCUAUCUUUUUGUUAAGAGAUUAGCCUGUUGGCUAUACACUCUUGGCUUCUUGUUCUGGGCGUCUUAAUGUGUGUGUGUGUUUCGCUGCUUCCAACCUUCUUCGGCAAGAAAAGAUCUAAUCCGAGUGGUCCUUCGCCUUCUCUAUAGCUGUCCCUGAUGUAUAACUCUACACUUGCUUAUGAAAUGCGGAGUUACCGUGUCGGGGGGUGUCCUCUUGUGGGUUGUUUCGGUGAAACCUAGAAUCUUGUAAAAUGUAUAUUUUUUUGUUUUUGAAAAGUUUUUACUAACCUAACUUAACCUAAUGAUCCUGGUCCACCGUUUUACUUUACCUGUUGGGCGAUGAGUGUCUGCAUGUUCUGCAUCACACUCAGUAGCUCUAGCGUUCCUUCUCCUGUCUUUUUCUUAGCAGCUAGUGCGUAGUUGCGUCCAGUUUAUGUGGUGCUCGUUGCUGGUCUUCUUUGGGUGUUUCGGGCACCUCUUGUAGUUUGCGGGGUGUUCUCCUAUUCUCGCAAUUCCUACAGUUUGGUUUUUCCGUCCUGUUAAGUGUGCAUUCCGCCGCUCUGUGCGCUCACGCAGUGCACGUCCAUGUUGCACGUGCUUUGCCCGUGGUGAAAUCCCUGACAUCUGUAACAUUGUAAAGAUCCGUCGUGCCUUUUUUAUUCUACCACACUUAUUUUUGUGUGGCAUAGGUAUCUUAGCUUCUUAUAUGUUUGUUCCUCUGCGGGUUUGAUUACUACUAUGUAUAUAGGUAGUAAUUUUCGGGUGUUAUCCUCGUUUCUUUGUGUACGACUUGUCAGCUGCCAUAUUUUUUUUGGUCUCAAUCCAUUUUCCCUCAGUUCAUCCUCUACUUCUGACGUGGGGGUAUUAACAGCCAGUCCUUUUAUGACAAGCUUCCUCUCUUUUUCUUCGUUGAGUAGGUACGUAUACAACUCAAUCUUCAUUCUGUUGAAGUCUUCUUUAGUAUUAUCGGAGGUGGCCUUCUCUCCGGUAUUGUCUGUUUUCUUUGCUCUUCUUUUCUUAUCUUUUCUAAUUCUUCCUGGACUUGUUUGUCCGUUGAUAUGUCUUCUUCCUCUGAAGAUUGUCUCUCUGGUUUCUUUCUUUUUUUCUUAUUUUUCACUUCUAUAUAUUCUCCUUUCAUGGGGCAGUCUUCAUUUUGUAUUCCUUCGUUCACUUUGUUUGGAGUUUUCGUCUUAUCUACUUCUUCUGUAGUUGGAUUUCUUUCUAUCUCUUGUGUUUUUCUUUCCAAUGAUUCGUUUUUGGCUUUCAGUUCUUGAUUUAAGUCCUUUAAGCCUUAAUAUGCUUAUUAUUAUUGAUAAUCGUCUCUUUAAGGUUUUUAAUCGCCUCUUCAAGAGAUUUAAUUUGUUGUCCCAUCAUCUUCGUCAACAAUUUAUAUUCAGCUUAUUGUUUAGUUUUCAUUUUUGACAACUCAAUUUCCAUUUCUUGUCUCUUUUUCUCUUCUUCUAGUCGUCUUGUUGAGGUAUCUUGGCUUUUUCUCAGUUUUUCGACAGACGAUCCUCUGUCAUGGGGAUUCUCCCUAUUUUUGGAGUUUUCAGGCUCCAUGCCUGUUACUCUCUUUUUUGGUUUCCCUAUUUUGCUGGAGUACCUAGAAAUUACAUAAAAAUAAAAUGUUAAGUCGUACGACUGCUUCGAAAACGGAUAAAUUCCGCACAAUCAAAUUUGUGUUAUCAAACACAAUUCUUUCAUUAUAAAUAAAAGGCUGUGUCAAAGCACAGCUAUCUGCAAAAAAAGAAAGUUUUAUCAGGGUCUCACCUGACUACCUGUAGUCUCGGAGUCAACCUUAGAAGUCGUAUAAUCUUUUAAGCAAACGUUUGUAUUAUUUGGGUUUCUUGAAGGCAAAGUAUUUGGGGGAAUAAUUCAUUUAGUAGGAGUAGUUUUAUUUGUUUGUGAUGGCACCAAAACCGUUUAAAUUCUAUUGAAGAAUAAAAGGAUCCAUCACAGAUGUAUAUAUAAGUUAAUUUAUUCCAAAUUUAAUGUUGAUAUAAUGUGUCACUUAAAUCUGUAGUUGAGAUAUUGGUUGUAGAUAAUUUCUUCUUAACUCUUGUGAUAUUAUAUUUUAAGGUUUUAUUUUGUUUUUAUAGAUAAAAUUAAAAAUUUCGAGAAAUUCAGAUGGUUCGUUUGUAUAAUCUGGUGCGAUUAUUUUAGAAUCUAAUAGUGUAGAAAUCUGAUCUUUAAUUGUCUUUAGUAAGGUGGGCAGAUAUUCACUAGUUGACUUAUAAGUUUUUUUUGAUUUGAGUGUCUCAGUGGGUUGAGCGAAAGUGAUAGAAGGGCUAUCUCAACAUUCAAGUGAUGUUGAAAUUUCUCUUUUUGUAGUGAUAGUGGUGUUAGUACUUCCAUUUAGUGUAUUCCGUGUUAAUGUGGGCUUGCUCAAUUUGACAUUUGACGAGAUCGUUGUUGUGGGUGUUUGAGGUGUGGUAGGAACUCUUGGGGAUAUUUUUGAUGAUUGAAGCUGAAUAUUCUCUGUUGUCGUUUCUGGCGUGGCUUCUGUUUUCUGCGUUCUCUUCUUCUGUGGUGGUACGUAUGUCUCUUUGUUUUAAACAGGCGGAUUCUUCGUGACCUAUGGAUUUGCAUGUGGAGCAAUUUAAUCCAUCGAUUGAAAGAAGUAAUCACUAGGUGGUGUUACCGUUUGUUAUCACAAAAGAUUCUGGAAUAGAUUUGUCUUCGAAAGCUUUAUACGUAGCUAUAAUCUGCUUCAGGAAUUCCUGGAAUACAUGGCUUUCGAAGUCUUCCUUUAUCUCUGUGGACUUCUAAGGGCACUUCCACGGCAAUUGUGGUCUCUUGAUUGGGAAUCUCAUAAAUUCCCACCCACUUUGUAAAAUAAUACAUUACGACUAGGAUGUAUUUACCACCACUGUCUGUCGUCGGGAAUGGUCCAGCGAUAUCUAACGCCAUCCUCUCGAAGAGACUUCCAAUAUUAUAUUGUUUCAUGGGUGCCUUUCUCUUGCGAUGUGGUCCAUUGCUCGUAGCACAAGUAGUACAUUUCUUAAACUAGUCCUUCACACCUUUCACGGAGUUGCUGAAGGAUUUUCUUCACUUCCAGAUGAUUUCCCGAUGGACUGUCGUGUAAUUUCUUCAGUACCUCGGCUACUCUCCUUGGAAUGACUAGCUGUCUUCUCUUCCGAAACUUUAAUUCGUCUACAUGCCGUAGGGCGGGAAAGUUCAUAUGCUGCACUAGCAGCCGGUUCAACAGGAUGUUCUCCUAAAAAAUAAAUUAAUGCAACAUCUAGUGCGGCAUUUGAAAUUUUCCUUUUUCCAGAUCUAACCUUUCGGUGCAAGGUCCCGUCUUGGUCCCAUCGCUUCUUCACUCUGGCUAUAGUACUCGCUUUAAGACCUAGCUGAGUUGCCAGUCUUCUAAUAGACUAGCCAUCUUCAAAUUUGGCAAUAAUGACAGCUUUCUGAAUUUCAGUUAGCUGAGGAGGCAUUAAGUACAGUUUUACUUCAACUGAACCCAAAUUAAUUAUUGAAUUAUCUGAGAGUGACAUUAGGUAGGAAAUGUAUGCUUUUUCAUUGAAUCGAAGUAUUUUGAUGAAAUGGACAGGCAAAGUAAACGAAUUUUCUUAGAAAUUUCAGCUGUCUCCCUUUGCUAUGCCUUUCGCCUUAAAGUGGCAUUUGACUCGUCAAAAGACCGACCAUUGCGAAAAAAAAAUGUUUACUGAAAAAGGAAUGACGAAAAGCAAAAAAAAAAUUAGUUCAAAAUAAAAAAAUGCAUUUUUUUCUUAUACUUGGAAUACCAAAACCCUUGAAAAAAACUGCUUUUAUAGAAGGAAAAUUUCGUACAAAAAUGAUCUCCGGCCCUUGUUGUAUACAUUGUAUAGCGGGAUUGCAGAAGUGCGGGAUAACAAACUAAUAACUUUGUUGGAAAUUAUCGUAGAGACAAACAUCAAAGAACUUUGUUUCUUAAGAUCUCCACCAAACCAUUUUCUGAAAAUGUAGAAAAGACAUAUUUCAUACAUUUUGGUCUUGUAAUCGGGGAACAAGGCAAAUAGUGGGUUCCUCAUGUGAGGAAGUAGCCCGUCAAUUGUAUAGUGAAUGCAAGGGAAAAGAAGAAGUAUGCUUCAUGCAAUUUCGUUGGUAUAGUGAGGACCCACCAACAAUGUUGAUGAUUGGCUAUUUUUUCUGACAAAUUUUGAAGGUUAUUCCAAAAUCGAAAAGAGGAUGGCGGUGGGCAAAGAAAACAAAGUUCAAUAACCUUAUUGAAAAUAAGUACAAAGUACAUUGUGUUUCUCAAGACCUCCAGUUUAUUUUCCAAUCAAAGUUUUUUUAAACAUUUCCGUAGAACUAGUUUUUUACUUACUUAUGUAUAUCUACCCUUACGGGCGUAAUCUAAUCAAAUCAAGAGAUAUUCAUUAAUAUCUAUAUGUUAAAGUUAUAAAAUCAUAGACUGCGAAAGUUAUAAGCUACCACUUUUAUAAGAUAUUUAUAUUAAAAUAUUGUAAGCAAAAAAAUUGAAAAAAAAACUGAUAAUCUUAUAUAUUUAUUUUAUUGUAUAUAAUAGAGGAUCAAAUUUUAAUAAAGCUUUUUACUAAUUACAAAUAAUUCGGUAAUAUGGGUGUCUACAAUGCACCACAAUAACAAACCUGAAAUGAUUUGUUACUACAAUUAAACGCAAGUAGGGGUGGACUUGCUAGAAAUGAAAUGGGCGAUAUAUUCGUCCAGUCGAACCAGAAGAUGGCCCCUCGCAAUAUUCUAUCAAAUGUUAGAUAUUAGUUGCAUCAACUCCUUCAUCUUGUACCUUUCAUUUCGAGGUAAUCCUCUUGUGACCUAACAAUGAAGCUCAUAAAGCCACAUACGACCAGAUGGUUGGAAAUACCAAACCUACCACGUGACAUCAGAAUUACCAUACAAGCUUAUAUUGGAAAGGAAGAUCCUCAAAACCCAGGUUGCUGCAUCCCAAGUGACAGAAAAAAGGAAAACUUGCUCCAAUUGUCCAACAUCAAAGGAGAGGAAGACAAAUUAUAAAUGCAUGAAAUGUGAACAAUCAAUAUGCCUGGAAUGCAGCAGGAAAGUGUGGACAACUUGUGCUACAAAGAUUUGUAUUUCGGACUAACAAAAUCUUUGUUCGGUUGAUACCAAUGUUAAAACACAUUUGACUGUCGGUUAUUCUGUAAUAAAAAUUGUUUUGAAAAAAAAAAAAAAAUAAAAUAAACAAGUGAUUUACAAAUAUAUAAGAUCUGUUUUCUAUUCCCAUGUAUACAAAUUAUUUAUAAAACUAUACAAAAACAUAAAAUUUAAGGACUGUGGUUCCAAAUUGCAUAUAAUAAACCAUAAUUUGAAAUAAAUCUUGGUAUUCAAGUAAAUAUCUGACCUAAGUAAUGGAAAAUACUGCUGGUCUCAGAGACCGGAUGAUACUGUUAGUGAUUGAAAAUUCAUGAUACGGUUAAAUAUGAGAAUGGGAAAACAUUUAGAAGAAACAGGAAGUUUGUUAACAAAACAAAUUUACAUGUGAAAAUUUCAAAUGAUUUAUAUGAUGAUUUAUUAUAUGAAAUAACUGAUUUUGCUUUUGAAACUUCUGCAAACGUUGAUAACAUUGUAAAUGAUGUUGACAAUCUUGUUGAAAUACUUUCCGAGACAAAUUCUUCUAAUGAUUAUCUAAGUAGUUCUGAGUUUGAACAAUCUGUAAUUGCAAACUUGCCACAAAAUAAAAUUUUGUCAAAUAAAAAUUCAAAUGAAUCUGAUUUUUGAGUGAUAGUUUAGAUAUACAGGGUGCGGCAGCAUAACUUCCUUUUUUAAAAAGUUCGCCAUUUAGUCGGUAGAUGUCGUAACGGAGUGCUAGUGGUCUCGUUCGAGAGGGGGGACUAUAAAGUUUUGUCCCGGCACAGUUCAGUCGCCAUCAUGCGUUGGAACAGUGAGGAGCGUGCGUUUGCCGUUGAGGUUUACUUUUCGAGCGGAUGUUCUGUGAUCGCAACCCAGCGCGCCUUUCGGAAUCGCUUUAAUUUAGCCCCCUUGGCCCCUGUCCCGGACCGGAAAUCAAUUGUUACGUGGGUCACUACGUUCAGACAAACUGCAAGUGUGACAAGACGAAGAACUGGAGUCCCUCGGCCCAUUAGAUCACCGGAGAACAUUGAGUUAGUUAGAACUUCAGUGUUGCGAUCACCACGGCGUUCUGCGCGCAAACAUGCG
Molecule: messenger RNA, 12158 nt
Organism: Diorhabda sublineata
Lineage: Eukaryota; Metazoa; Arthropoda; Insecta; Coleoptera; Chrysomelidae
Gene: IKKepsilon
Product: serine/threonine-protein kinase TBK1
Exons: 2
Coding region: 249-2450 (733 amino acids)
Biological process (GO): peptidyl-serine phosphorylation
Cellular component (GO): cytoplasm
Molecular function (GO): protein serine/threonine kinase activity; ATP binding
Source: RefSeq, a predicted model, not a curated record